Messenger RNA from Lotus japonicus, 2127 nucleotides. RefSeq lists its product as uncharacterized. The transcript is spliced from 10 exons. Gene Ontology annotation, cellular component: Cul4A-RING E3 ubiquitin ligase complex. The record is from RefSeq and is a predicted model, not a curated record. Gene Ontology annotation, biological process: protein ubiquitination. NCBI's taxonomy places the organism in Eukaryota, Viridiplantae, Streptophyta, Magnoliopsida, Fabales, Fabaceae. Bases 182 to 1828 code for a protein of 548 amino acids.
GGUGGCCAGUCGUGUCAAAUAGCAGUUUUUUUUUUAACAGCGUCAAAUAGCAGUUCUGAUAGCAUAUUGAGAUUGCAAUCGACAUGAAAACAUAGAGCUUCGUUUGGUUCGUUGCUACAUUUUUCAUUCAUUCGUUCCUCUCGCUUCGGACACAACCAUACCCUAGCACUAGCACUGGAAAAUGGAAGAAGACGACAGAAGAAUCCUCGAGAGGGAGAGAUACCAAAUCGAGCAGAUUCGCGAGCUCGAUCUCGAGGAGUUGCAGGUCGAAGAAGUCGACGAUCUCCAUGACUCUUCCGACGACGAUCACCACCACCGUAAUCCUGCUGGCUAUGACAGCGCACCGGCGGCCAGUGAACUCAUUUACAAUACUCCUAUAGUAUCCUUACAUACAUACCUUGGUGAUGUUGAAGACACGCACCACAAGGCAACUUUGUUGGAUGGUGGUGCUGUAUUGAACCUGCCACUUUUCUGUCUUGAAGGGGUUGUACUCUUUCCCGGUGCUACUCUUCCUCUGAGAAUUAUUGAAUCCAGUUUCGUGGCUGCUGUUAAGCGAGCUUUGAAUCAAAUUGACAUUCCUUACACCAUUGCUGUGAUUCGAGUUUACAGGGAUACUAGAAAUGGUAACAUGAAAUCAGCAAGCACGGGGACGACUGCAGAGAUUCGACAAUAUGGGCAUCUAGAGGAUGGUUCACUGAAUGUGGUUACUCGUGGACAGCAACGCUUUCACUUGAGACGGUCUUGGAUUGAUGUGGAAGGAGUGCCAUAUGGAGAGAUCCAAAUUAUCGAGGAAGACAUGCCAUCAAGAACUCCAAGGGAUGCUUUUGGGAAAUUAACACCUUUAAGUAAUUUACCUCGUAACCAUGCCACCUUGCUUUCAAGGGAUUCUCCUGUUGAAGUACAUGUUUUCGAAAAUGGGGGAAAUGAUUCAGAAGAGAGCUAUGAGAGUGAGAUUUCACUAAUGGAAAGGAGAAUCCAUCAAUCAGUCACUGGUUCCAGUUAUGAGCAUGACUUGAUGGACGAAUCCACAAGCAGCAGUGAUGAUAAAUUCAUGUAUGAGUCAGAUCAGGAAAUUAUAUCAAAUUUAAAUGACUCUGACGCCUUAAUAUCAUUGCUAUCUGACCAUAAUAAAGAUGCUGAAAAUCUAGAUUCUAGAAUUGGGAACUGUUCUACUUCUGGAAAACAGCCGUCCAUAAGAUACAGGCUUAAUAGCUCUUGUAAAAAUAUUGACCCCUACUCAUCACAUAGAAUUUCAAGAGCAUUCUGGCCCCAUUGGGUAUAUCAGAUGUUUGAUUCCUAUUGGCUUGCGCAAAAGGCUGCAGGUAUGUGGAAGCAAAUUGUUGGGGCACCUAGCAUGGAUGGUCUUGUUAAGAAGCCUGAUGUUUUAUCCUUUUAUAUUGCCAGUAAAAUACCUGUCUCUGAGUCAACAAGGCAGGAGCUUUUGGAUAUUGAUUGUAUCUCAUAUAGAUUGCGUAGGGAAAUUGAAUUACUAGAGAGCAUUAAUCUUGUUCGAUGCAAAAUCUGCCAGAUUAUAAUUGCAAAGCGAAGUGAUAUGUUGGUGAUGUCUAGUGAGGGUCCUCUUGGUGCCUAUGUGAAUCAAAGUGGAUAUGUGCAUGAGAUAAUGACUCUCUUCAAGACAAAUGGAUUAGCUCUCACUGGAGUAGCUGAUACAAAAUACAGCUGGUUUCCUGGGUAUUCAUGGACAGUUGCUAACUGUGCUGCAUGUGAAACCCAUAUGGGGUGGCUUUUCACGGCCACAAACAGAAAACUGAAACCUAGGUCAUUUUGGGGCCUGCGUCGCUGUCAAGUCGUGGACGAAAUGCACUAAAACCAGCAUCAAGUGCGCCGUAGUAACCACCAAGUAUGAGCUUGAUCUGUAUAGAUUCACCUAUCGCCAGUUUGCUGUGGAAAUCUACAAAUUUGUUCAUGAUGUAGUAUUAAUGAUGAUAUAGGCAUCUAUUGCUUGCCUUUUACUAUUUUACAGAACUGGUUAUAAAAGUCAAAAACAUCAUAGAUUGGUAAGGAUUAGAUUGAAUAUGUAUGUAUAGGCAUCUAUAGGCAUCUAUGAUGAUAAUAUAUGUAUGUUAGAUUAGAUUGAAAGUGAUUUAAGAGUAAUGUAUGUUUUUA